AUGAACGAGGAAGCAGAGCUGCGCGCCAAGAUUGCGGCCCUCACAGGACGCAUCGAUCAACAACGACAAUCAGGAAGCGGGCCCCCGGCGCCGACCUAUGGUGCGCCGGCAGGUCGUGGCUCAGGCUACCAUCCAAGAGGCCGUGGAGCUGGAUGGACUGGUCAACAAUAUGCGCCUGAUCGAUAUGCGCCAUAUCACGCUCCUCGCGCCUUCUCGCACAAGCCUGCAUACGCUCCUUCGUACCGCAAUCGCUCUCUCGUUGUUAACAGCUCCGUUGGCGCGCCUGCCGGUCAACAAGCCUCUCCUGCCACGCCCGCUCUCACUCCUUCUGGCCAGUGGGUCUCGAAGCGCGAUCGCCACAUGCAACUGAUCAACACUGCCGUCUACGAUCAAAAAACACAACAGCGCCAGCUGGAGAUCGAAGCGACCCAGCAGGAGAAACAGCGUCUACGCGACGAAAAGGAGAAGGCAAGAGUCAUCAAGGCCUUCCUACCUCAGCAGUCCGCAUCCACCUCAUAUGGCGCUCUGCCGUCUACAGGGACUGUCGCUGUACGGGACAUCCAAAUCAACAACAUUCGAUUCCGCGUCGCCGCCGACGGAAGCAAGCUGAUACGCAUAUUCGACGACUCGAACACAGAUCCCGGGGCUACGCCUAAGACGACCAAAGUCGCAGGCGUCACCUUCCAUAGGAGUAAGACUGGUAAUCUCUACCGUGCUGGUCUGGUAAAGAAAUCCAUGAGGGAUAACGACGUCAAAAAGAGCACGGAAUUGUGUCCAAGGUUCACUGCUACGGGUACCCAAUACUCCACACGCCACCAAACCGGUCCUUGCGCGACGGAUCUGAAUGAGAGCGAUCAUCUCAACAUAUCCGUUGGUAUGUGCGCCUACGGCAACCGCUGCCGCUACACCCACGACCCAAACAAGAUCGCUGUCUGCAAAGACUUCCUCCGGUCUCGCCGUUGCGCUGCUGGUGAUGCUUGCAACCUUUCCCAUGAGACCAAUCCCCACCGCGUCCCUGCUUGCACUCAUUUUCUUCGCGGCAAUUGCACCAACUCAGAAUGUCGCUAUGCCCACGUUGCUGUCAAUCCUGUCGCGCCCGCCUGUCGGGCGUUUGGUACCAUUGGCUACUGCGAGAAGGGUGCUGAUUGUACCGAGCGCCAUGUGUUCGAGUGUCCCGACUAUGCUAACACAGGUAUAUGCCGUAACAAAAAGUGUAGACUUCCACACGUCGACACGGCCGGCAACAUGCGUAAGGCCAAGUCGACAGAAGUCAAGAUGGAUGAAGCCGAGACCUCGGAUCUAUCCAGUGACGAAGAGAGCUACGAUGAGAUCGGUUACGAUGAUGUAGACUCGGACAACUUCAGUGAUAACGAAGUCAUGGGCGGCACUGAUGAGCGCGACCAUGAGCUCUCCCAGCAGCAGGACUACGUUGGUUUCUCUUGA
Messenger RNA from Aureobasidium subglaciale EXF-2481, 1443 nucleotides. RefSeq lists its product as uncharacterized. The transcript has 5 exons. NCBI's taxonomy places the organism in Eukaryota, Fungi, Ascomycota, Dothideomycetes, Dothideales, Saccotheciaceae. Gene Ontology annotation, cellular component: nucleus. Bases 1 to 1443 code for a protein of 480 amino acids. The record is from RefSeq and is a predicted model, not a curated record. Gene Ontology annotation, molecular function: metal ion binding.